UCCUUGCCUACAUGGGAAAGAGGCAGGGUGAGAUAAGAUAGAGAGAAAUCUGGAAACCACUCAUCAGGCUGGAGGGACUAGAUUCCCACACAGGGAAUGAGAAGGACGAGCUCAGGUUAUUACAUGGGGCGGGACUAGCAGAGGGAAAGUAUCUGCCCCAGACAAUGGAGGAGGAGAAAUGAAAGGGAAGAAGGGAAGGACCGGGCUGGAAUAGGAGGAGCCGAGGCACAUCGAGUCUCAGGCGAACAAAGAGCCGGAGCUCGGGUGCAGUGCCAGGGACUGGCUGAAGAAGGGCUUCCAGUGGCAGUGCCGGCUCCAGGCCCUUGUUGCUGGCUAUGAGCAGGGGGCGGUGUAGGAGCGCAGAGCUCUUAGGUUGCUGGGAAUAGGAAAUGGAGGAGGGGAAGAGAGCCUGAGACAGCUGACCCCCUCCCUCCAUCUUCGGGUACCCCAUGGCUGGCAGGCCCCGGCUCUGAGUCGUGCUACUUCCUACAGACAUGGCCGCUGCCAUCAGCUACAGCCCACCGUGGUGGGUCAACCUGCUGCACCGGCUCCCCCACCUCAACCUUCAGUGGGAGAGUCUGACUGGGGAUUUCCGCCCACAGGACCCUGACUACCAGCAGUCCUUGAUGCUCCUGGGUUGUGUCGCACUCGCCUGCCUGGCUCUUGACUUACUGUUCCUGCUCUUCUACUCCUUCUGGUUCUGCUGCCGUCACCGGAAAACAGAAGAGAACACAAAUGCGGAUUGCUGCUGUACCGCUUGGUGUGUCAUCAUUGCUACUCUAGUCUGCAGUGCUGGAAUUGCUGUAGGUUUCUAUGGCAAUGGGGAGACCAGCGAUGGCAUCCAUCGAGUGACAUAUUCAAUAAGACAUGUGAACCGCACUAUGGCAGGAAUCCAGGAUCGGGUGUCUGAUACAACGACAUCUCUCAACCAAACAGUGGAGCCAUGCCUGCAAAACCUGGAAGUCAUGUUUACAAAACAGACAGAUUACCUCCACAUUGUCCAGAGACUUCAGAGCCUUCUGUACACCCUGGUUCAGCAAACCUCAGAAAUCCCCUUCUGGAAGAAUCCUGAUCUGUCUCUGGAUGAAUUGGCCACACAGGUGGAUCUGUAUGACUGGUACAGGUGGCUGGGGUACCUGGGUCUGCUUCUGUUUCAUGUCGUCAUUUGUUUGCUGGUGCUAUUUGGACUGAUCCGUAACUCAAAGGGUACCCUGAUUGGUGUGUGUUUCCUUGGUGUGCUGGCUCUAAUUAUAAGCUGGGCAUCUAUGGGCCUGGAGCUUGCAGUUGCUGUGGGCUCCAGUGACUUCUGUGUGAAUCCUGACACAUUUGUUUCCAAAAUGGUAGAAGAGAAAUCUCUGCUAAGUGCAGACAUCUUGAACUACUAUCUUGUCUGUAACACUGGAUCCCCCAAUCCCUUCCAGCAGAUAUUGUCAAGUGGUCACAAAGCCCUGGUAGAAAUGCAGGAUGAUGUCUUGGACCUCUUACGAUCAGCGGUGAAAGAUUACCCAAACUCUAAGGAUUAUCUUGUCUGCAUACAAGGAGUACUGAAUUCCACAGAGAUCAACCUGCAACAUUUGACAGCCUUGGUGGAUUGCCGUGGUUUACAUUUGGAUUAUGUCCAGUCCCUCACUGGUUUUUGCUACGAUGGAGUUGAAGGACUAAUUUACCUGGUUCUCUUCUCGUUUGUCACUGCCCUGAUGUUCAGCUCAAUAAUAUGCAGCGUACCACACACCUGGCAACAAAGGAGUACACCUCCAGCAUGAGAGCAAAAUACCUCGCCACCAACCGUCCUGAAACCGACCCGAUGCACUGAGUUCAAGUCACGAGAACCUGCAGAGUGCCACUCCCCUGAGCAACUGCUGUGGAUCAGUGCCCCUGGCCAACACUCAGAGAACAUGGAGGAUUUCUAUUUAUCCCCCUUGGCUUGGAUCCCUGACCUUGGGCAGUAGGCGCUGCAAGGGUACAAUCACGUUUCCCAGAAAGUGGUGAAAUGUAUUUCCAAAUUCAUGAAUGAAGAAUAAUUCCCUGUCAGUAAUCUUACUGAAGAAUGAAUCCAUUUCUCCUAUGAACCUAUUCUCACAUCUUACGUCAUGCAGUUGUGUUCUUGAUGACAAACGAGUCCCUCUCCGGGAGAAAAAAAAGAUUCCUUUGGGUAUUCGGUAUCCAAUUUGUUUUUAGAAAUUGCUUUUUUUGACAAUAGAAACCUAAUUUUGCAGUAUGUACAUUUUUUAAAGCGCUAUUCAUAAAGCCAGACGAUCACCAGAUGUAUUAUCUUCCCUUAUAUGUACAUGCCGCUGUGUUUUAAACACACUGUAAGAUGGAAUAAAGAACCAAGUACUCUUGGUUUUAUAUUUCUCUCUUUAACCAAUCUCAAGUCAAGAAAAAGUGCUACAGAUCGGCUGGCACUAAAGGUAAAUGUAUGUAUUGAGCUAUAUAUAGCCUAUAUAUAUAUAAUAUUGUGCCAGUGGGGGAAAUGUAUAGAGCAACAUCUACAAACAAGGAAUAAAACGCAUUUAUUAACGUACUGUAAAAGAAUAAGGGCAUGCUGCACUGUCUGUGUCCUACAUAACCCUCAGCGCAUACAUUGCUAAUGAUCUAGGAAUUCACGUAAGACUUGCACUGUAUAUAGUCUUACUAUCUGGAUUUGUUAGUAAUGCAGGUGGUAUAGCUUUGUGUUACUGAAGGGUACAACUCAGUGAGUCACUGUAUACAUGGAAGUUGAGUGAUUGACAAUAAUUAAACAGUUAGUGAAGGCCGCAGUCAUUUUUGCUACUCCCCAAAUCACAGCUUUUGUGGCAUGAUAAAUACCCAAAGUGCCACUCAGAUGUAUGUUGUAGGAUGGCAGUGAUGAAGUAAAUUUGAAUGUGAUAUUUCCACAGUGUAUCACUUUCUCUAGCCCACUGCUGGCACAGCCCAUAGUUACUGACAGCCAUUUUGUUUAACUGCAUCUUCUAGAGUCUGCCCAUGGCUCGAGAAUGGCUUGUCUUCUCUGUAGUCAACCAGUUGUUCAACUACAAGACUUUAAAACUGUUUUAUGCCAAGUUCCUGAUGAACUCAGUCCAAUGUCCACAUCCACCCUAAGUGCCCACGUCUAACUUGUUUCUAAGAGUGGAACCCCCUGUAAGCAUUGGUUCUGCUGGUGGAGCAGAGGCAGGAGAUGGACAGUCUGUAAGCCGUCUGUAGCUUGCACAGAUUAUUGCUACCUCCUGUUUAAAUGAUAAUAUGUCUAGUUACGUUUGGCUCAUUUCUGAACAUUUCAGUUUGGGCAGCGCCAUAUAUGAGUUCCAAUUUUAUUUCCUGUACCUAGUCUUCUCAUGUGGCACAAUAAGCACAGGAAUGCUUUUUUCUACAAAGCAACAGUUUAGUUGUGGGGUGUUGGAAACAUUAAAGCCGUUGUGUUUCUUUGUCAGAUGCACAACUUGCUGCAGUGAUAGCGUAGGGGCAGCCAACUGACUGGAACUCACUUCUCAAAAGACCCCAUUGCAAGAUAUGCAUCUGGUGCAUUAGUAUUUAAUCCAACUUUAUUUCCCUACCGAAACCUUUUCUGUGAACAAACAGGAAUUUUUUAAAGAAAAUCAGAAGUUUUGGUGCAAAAUGCAGGCAAAAGAGUGUAAAAUCCAAGGAAAUUACCGACUAAACUGCAUUGGAGUCAUCAGGACCAAUGUUGUAAAAUCAGGGCUUGACUGUAAUAUCUUAUUCCAAGUUUUUAUCCAAAUUUUAAGGACACCAACAAUUAUUACUUCUAGCAUCAUGUCACUGAAAGAUUUGUUUAACACAAAUAUAUGUAUUCCUUAAACCUGCUUUUAGGUUUUCUCCCAUUUGAUGAGAAUUGCGGUGGGAAACAAGUCCACUGUAAGUCUUAAGGUUCAGUCUGAACCUGCUUGGCCCCCAUGUGCUACUUCUGUGGUAGGGAACCAAUCACUAUAUUUUGUAUGAAGACUUUAUGAAUCUUAAACUGUGUCUACUGGAGUAUGAAAGCAGUAUGGCUUUUAAGAUAAAACUGAGCACGUGGUUCCAUAUGGAGUAUUCGGACUGGAGAGCAACUGGCACUUCUCAAAUAAUGUGCAACUAGACCAGUCAAUAGAUGGAUGAACCGGAUAUAAGCAAAAAUCUGGUUUUAUGAAUUCCACCAAUGGUGCUAACUCCCACUCAGUACGAUUCAACCAUUCAUUACUGCUGGGUGCAAGAUUCCAGAAGAUAUGGACUGUAAUGUUCUUUUUCUGUACUCUUCCUUUUAUAUAUGGCUAAUAUAUGGCCCCACUAUAAGGAACAUGCUCCAGACCCGUGUAGUUGUGCCAUUUUAAAACAAAGACAUGGAGCUCAACUGACAGAACACAGAAUGGGACAUAGAAAGCAUAUCUCGCUGGAUCAUUGAUUUGGUUUGGUGUUGGACAAAGGAGGUGAAACUGAGCCACACAGACUGCAACAGUGCCACAUAAACCGUACACACAAUCAUUUAGAAGCACAAACCUGUGGCUGGCGCAUCCCAUUUCCCGAUUUGUACUUUGUUUUCCCUAAUACUCCUGUUCAGAUGAAAAACAGCUGGAUUGUAAAAGUGCUGUUCCAGAAAGACAUCUCCAUAAUGUGAAAUGUAUAUAGCAUGUUGGACCUGCGUGUCCAGUGUACAAGACUGCUUUGUAACCGUCAAAGAGAUUUGACUCAAGCCAUUGCUGUCUUGGGAAUAUUACUGUAGUGUUUGUAUUCCGUGUGUGAUAUUAAUCAGUUUAAUUUGCUUGCUGAUCUCACAGUUGUGGAUUUAUUUUUUUGGCCCUUUCAAAUGGAUUGGCAGUCUGCAUCAGAGUUGGACAGAUUCCAUUUCAUGAACCUCCUAAUAAAUGAUCUGACGCUGGUGGUCAUCCUUUCCCAUUGGGUAGAAAGGGCAUAGUGAAAACUGUCACUAAUAAUGUUCUUUAUGCAGAACACAGGGAAAGGCUUGCACAGUUUUUUUACUUUUUCAGAAUAGACAUGGAGGCUAAAGUGCAUAUCAUAGCCUGGCAGCUUCUCAAGCAAAUUCACGAUGAUAGAAAAUAAAACACUUAGUUGGAACAAUUCCCAAAGAUAUAAACCCAGGUAGGGUAUAGUGGCAGCUCACCUGAACUUUAAAAUCUUUCCCACUGGAAGAGGCAACAUUUUGCUGUCUUUACCGUUUAUUCCAACCUAGGUUUGUUUUUCAAGAAAUAUGAUACGCGUAUAUUAAAUCCACAUAUGAUCAUGGCAAGUAUAUAAACGGCAGCCAUAAGAUUAGGCUUGUUGUACUAAUCUAUGAACCUACAAGAUUCCCAUAGUACCAUUACUGAGUGCUGGACAUGCCCAGUACAGGAAAUGCAGGCAGCUAAUAGGUUUGAGACCAAAGAGGUGAUUCUUCUAGUGAUGCUUAGUGUGGCUAUGCAGUACUACAUUCAGUGUAGAAAAUAUUCAACUGCCUUUGCAAGGUUUUCCUAAAGUGGUCUUCAUCUCCACAAUAUCAGAUUAAGGGCAUUAAAAAGCAGCUCUACAAUAGGAAAACUCUGUGUAGGUCAGUGGAAACGUAAUAUUUUUACAUUAAUAUGUAUUAUUGGAUCAGUGAAGAAAGCAGGCAACUCUCAAAUCCCUACACAACAAUUCUUCAGUGAGUCAUGUUUCAUAGGUUCUCAAAGAUGGUCUUCAAACCUCCCUAAAAGUGCCUUUUUCCUUCCCUAAGGAUGUUUUUUUAAACUAAGUACAGGUUGUUCUAUCACUGGCAGAAGGGGGAUUUGGAAUAAAAAUCUGAGCUUUGAUUGGUCCACCUGUGCUUAGCAGAGUAGAACUUCAUAACCUGCACUGGCGCUGAGUCUUGAGGUCCCACUUUGAGAAAACCUGGUUAACUUGGUGUUUAAACGUUUCCUACAAAACUCCCAGAAAAGUCCGUCUCCUAGAGGCACCUUUUGGCUGUAGAGAACGGGCACAGGAUGGUCCCUACCCUGAAAUUUCCUGGUGCUGUGUCAUCUUCUUCAAAGACUUGCUAUGCAAUCCAGGCUUGGGGAUUCUAAUUUUACCAUUGACAAUAUGUGUAGUUUUAUACACCUUCAAACAGAAGGAAGAGUCUCAUGUCAGCAGGAAAAAAAAAAGCAUAAUUCAUGGUAACCCGCCUGCAGUCUUUGCACGGAGAUAGGCAGGUUGAAAUGUGUUUGGCUUUAUAUGCCCAAUUUUUGGGGGGGAGGGGGAUGCUUAAUCAUUAGGGUCAUAUACCACAUGGUCAAUCCUAUUAAUAAAGAUAAGGGGCAUACAGGGGUCAACAUUGUCUUACUCGUAACCCUGUGAAUGUUCACUGCAAAGCCACUAAUGGUUUACAUGUGGUCACCUUUCAAUAAUGUAAGAUUUGGUUGUGUACAAAGUAUAUUUUUUAAUUAUGCAAUAGGACUUUUUUUGUUUUCUCUUGUUCUUUAUGGAAAGGGUUGCAGUCGAUGAGCAUUGCAAAUCCGUAAUCUCGUUGGUGGUACGUUUGGACUGGAAAUCUGGAACCUCUGGAAGAUGCCGACUGGCACUUUAUAUUGGGCCUGUGGGGCAGUUUGGAUCUUUGUGUAUUUGAAAUGCCAAGACCAUUUUUUAAUUUUCGGUCCAGAGAUGAUUGGUGGACGUGGUUUCAGCCGAGCAGUUUCAGCUUGAGCCAUGUGAUUUGGUGACAAACUAGAGCUGCGCUGGGAUAAAUGUUUUUUUGCUUUCAGAGAGCGUGAUUUCUUCUGUACAGAAACAUAAGGGACUUGUGCAUGUUGAGUGGCGGCUGGGGCCAACAAGGCGUGCUUCAUCUCAGAUCUACAUUAAAUUAAAAAUUGUGAUUUCUUAUGUUUCUAAAUUAAACUUGUGUACAGAAGCUGUGAGCUACUUUCUACUGUAUCUGUCCUAUUGCAUAAAAAUAUAUAUUUUAAUAUUUCAUUGAGGUCUCUCUUGCACUUAGUCAGUUCAUUUUUUUGUUUUUUUUUAAUUUUUCGUUGCAAAAAUUAACCCGAUGUACGAAGCCCUGUUUUUGUAUUUGCUACCAUCCUCUGUCCUAUUCUAAUCUCUUCUGUUAGACACAGGAGUAUCCAUAGCUAUUUUUUACUGUGCUUUGUUUUGCAAAAAAAAGAGGUAAAUCAUAAAUGUACUUUCUGUGGUUUCCAUACAGCUUGGUAUCAUGUUUUUAAAUAAAUCAAAAAUGGAGAACA
This is a messenger RNA of Xenopus tropicalis (tropical clawed frog), 7160 nucleotides long. It is a transcript of the gene ttyh3, whose product is annotated as tweety family member 3. Bases 495 to 1763 code for a protein of 422 amino acids. Gene Ontology annotation, biological process: chloride transmembrane transport. Gene Ontology annotation, molecular function: chloride channel activity. The record is from RefSeq and is a predicted model, not a curated record. Gene Ontology annotation, cellular component: plasma membrane; membrane. The transcript is spliced from 12 exons. Lineage: Eukaryota; Metazoa; Chordata; Amphibia; Anura; Pipidae.